Molecule: messenger RNA, 2064 nt
Organism: Perca fluviatilis (European perch)
Lineage: Eukaryota; Metazoa; Chordata; Actinopteri; Perciformes; Percidae
Gene: adipor1a
Product: adiponectin receptor 1a
Exons: 8
Coding region: 202-1335 (377 amino acids)
Biological process (GO): adiponectin-activated signaling pathway
Cellular component (GO): plasma membrane
Molecular function (GO): signaling receptor activity
Source: RefSeq, a predicted model, not a curated record
GUGAAUUGGUGCUUUUAUUUUUUUAAAGUUGAAGGGAUUAGGUUUACGGAAGAGCUCUCGACUUCCGCAAAGGAUUGUUUUUCGCAUAUCGAUAAAUAAUUCACCUUCCUGGUUUAAAGGCUAUCUUGUCAGGAGAAAACUGAAGUGAACAUCCUGAAGCAGAAUACAGAGGCUGUGAGUGGGUCAUCAGGCAGCCUCCCUAUGUCAGGCCGAAACGGGUCUGCAAGUGAUGCAGACUGUCGGAUCUCUGAGGACUGCAAUGUCCCAGAUGCUGAGCUGAUGGAGCUGGGGCCGCUGCUGGAGGAGGGAGGGGGGCGACCGGCAACGUCUACAGGCGUCCAUUCAGAGGGAGCCUCAAUGCUUGCUGAGGAGGAAGAGGAGGAUGAUGAUGAGGUGGGAGAGGUCCUGACCUUACCACUUCAGGCUCACCAUGCCAUGGAGAAGAUGGAGGAGUUUGUACACAAGGUUUGGGAGGGGCGCUGGAGGGUAAUCCCUUUCCAUGUUCUGCCAGAGUGGCUAAAGGACAACGAUUACCUCCUGCAUGGACAUCGGCCCCCUAUGCCCUCCUUCCGGGCCUGUUUUGGAAGCAUCUUCAGAAUUCACACUGAGACAGGAAACAUCUGGACUCACCUGUUAGGGCUGAUCUUAUUCAUUUGUCUGGGCACCUUAACCAUGUUGCGGCCUAACAUGUAUUUUAUGGCCCCGCUGCAAGAGAAAGUGGUGUUUGGGAUGUUCUUCCUGGGAGCUGUGCUAUGCCUCAGCUUCUCCUGGCUUUUUCAUACCGUUUACUGCCACUCUGAGAAAGUGUCUCGCACCUUCUCCAAGCUUGACUACUCAGGCAUUGCCCUGCUGAUCAUGGGCUCCUUCGUGCCCUGGCUGUACUACUCGUUCUAUUGUUCCCCUCAACCUCGACUUAUCUACCUCACCAUUGUGUGUAUCCUCGGCAUUGCCGCCAUCAUCGUGGCCCAGUGGGACCGCUUCUCUACACCUCGUCACAGACCAACAAGAGCAGGUGUGUUCAUGGGUCUUGGACUUAGCGGCAUCGUCCCCACCAUGCACUUCACCAUUGAGGAGGGCUUUGUUAAGGCCACCACAGUCGGCCAGAUGGGUUGGUUCUAUCUGAUGGGUGCCAUGUAUAUCACUGGUGCUGGUCUCUAUGCAGCCAGGAUCCCUGAACGCUAUUUUCCUGGAAAGUGUGACAUCUGGUUCCACUCCCAUCAGAUUUUUCAUGUUCUGGUUGUGGCAGCGGCGUUUAUCCAUUUCUACGGGGUUUCCAACCUGCAGGAGUUCCGCUACGGCCUGGAGGGAGGAUGCACAGAUGACACUCUACUCUGAGAGGCCUAACUGUGACUUACUCAUACUUUUCUUUAUAGACACACACACACACACACACACACACACACACGCACACACACAAUCACUUAAAAUGCUGCUGGAAUUCAAUAUAGUCACUUACUGCUCCUUCUGUACUUCUGAUUUGCUAACAUCUUGUUUGGGUUUUGGUGGUCUUUCUGUUUGGCUCUUUUUUGCUCCAAUAAAGUAGCAUUGACUAGCCAUUGAACUGCAGAGGGAAACUUCGACAGGCACUUCUUCUUCAAUAAUUAUGAAACUUGAAGUCUACAUUUUCAAGUAAGGUCAAAAUGGGAUUUUAAACCAAAAUCGUAUAUUCCUGAAACUGAUGGUCACUUCUUAGAAGCUCACCCAAACCCCUCUUCAUAGUCCGUUACCAUUGCACAAAGAAUACAGAGAGUAUUAUUGGUGAUGUAGCAGAGGGCACAUACUGUAAACAAUUCCUAUCCUUCCUCACAGUUUCCAUGCAGAUUAGAGGAUGAAUGUACUGUCCACCAGGAGUGAGGUGUAGAGCCGUCCAGGACCAUUUAGGUACUUGAGGGCCUGCUCACACAUUUGUAUUAGGAGGAUAAAAUUAUACACAUAUAAGGUGUAUAUAGAUGUCACCAGAUGUUUUUUUAACUGUGCUGACACUGAUUGUGCAGCUGUGUGUUAAAACCUGGAGGACCAGUACGAACCCACCAGUGCCCGCUCUGCAAUAAAACAUGAACUGUA